Homo sapiens (human) is the source of this 8217-nucleotide messenger RNA. RefSeq names its product LDL receptor related protein 4 (gene LRP4). Gene Ontology annotation, cellular component: plasma membrane; neuronal cell body; synaptic membrane. Gene Ontology annotation, molecular function: apolipoprotein binding; receptor tyrosine kinase binding; coreceptor activity. The transcript is spliced from 39 exons. NCBI's taxonomy places the organism in Eukaryota, Metazoa, Chordata, Mammalia, Primates, Hominidae. The coding region runs from base 172 to 5601 and encodes 1809 amino acids. The record is from RefSeq and is a predicted model, not a curated record. Gene Ontology annotation, biological process: positive regulation of skeletal muscle acetylcholine-gated channel clustering; skeletal muscle acetylcholine-gated channel clustering; synapse organization.
AGCGUCGGCUCUGGCAGCACUGGAGGCGGCGGCGGCCCGAGGGCGACUUGCGGGGCGCGCAGGCCGCCGUGCACCCGGGACGCUUCCCCCUCGGGGACCCUCCGCGGGCUUCUCCGCCGCGCCGUCCGGCGGGAGCCGGCGGGACCCCGGGCGAGCGGCGCGGGCGGCACCAUGAGGCGGCAGUGGGGCGCGCUGCUGCUUGGCGCCCUGCUCUGCGCACACGGCCUGGCCAGCAGCCCCGAGUGUGCUUGUGGUCGGAGCCACUUCACAUGUGCAGUGAGUGCUCUUGGAGAGUGUACCUGCAUCCCUGCCCAGUGGCAGUGUGAUGGAGACAAUGACUGCGGGGACCACAGCGAUGAGGAUGGAUGUAUACUACCUACCUGUUCCCCUCUUGACUUUCACUGUGACAAUGGCAAGUGCAUCCGCCGCUCCUGGGUGUGUGACGGGGACAACGACUGUGAGGAUGACUCGGAUGAGCAGGACUGUCCCCCCCGGGAGUGUGAGGAGGACGAGUUUCCCUGCCAGAAUGGCUACUGCAUCCGGAGUCUGUGGCACUGCGAUGGUGACAAUGACUGUGGCGACAACAGCGAUGAGCAGUGUGACAUGCGCAAGUGCUCCGACAAGGAGUUCCGCUGUAGUGACGGAAGCUGCAUUGCUGAGCAUUGGUACUGCGACGGUGACACCGACUGCAAAGAUGGCUCCGAUGAGGAGAACUGUCCCUCAGCAGUGCCAGCGCCCCCCUGCAACCUGGAGGAGUUCCAGUGUGCCUAUGGACGCUGCAUCCUCGACAUCUACCACUGCGAUGGCGACGAUGACUGUGGAGACUGGUCAGACGAGUCUGACUGCUCCUCCCACCAGCCCUGCCGCUCUGGGGAGUUCAUGUGUGACAGUGGCCUGUGCAUCAAUGCAGGCUGGCGCUGCGAUGGUGACGCGGACUGUGAUGACCAGUCUGAUGAGCGCAACUGCACCACCUCCAUGUGUACGGCAGAACAGUUCCGCUGUCACUCAGGCCGCUGUGUCCGCCUGUCCUGGCGCUGUGAUGGGGAGGACGACUGUGCAGACAACAGCGAUGAAGAGAACUGUGAGAAUACAGGAAGCCCCCAAUGUGCCUUGGACCAGUUCCUGUGUUGGAAUGGGCGCUGCAUUGGGCAGAGGAAGCUGUGCAACGGGGUCAACGACUGUGGUGACAACAGCGACGAAAGCCCACAGCAGAAUUGCCGGCCCCGGACGGGUGAGGAGAACUGCAAUGUUAACAACGGUGGCUGUGCCCAGAAGUGCCAGAUGGUGCGGGGGGCAGUGCAGUGUACCUGCCACACAGGCUACCGGCUCACAGAGGAUGGGCACACGUGCCAAGAUGUGAAUGAAUGUGCCGAGGAGGGGUAUUGCAGCCAGGGCUGCACCAACAGCGAAGGGGCUUUCCAAUGCUGGUGUGAAACAGGCUAUGAACUACGGCCCGACCGGCGCAGCUGCAAGGCUCUGGGGCCAGAGCCUGUGCUGCUGUUCGCCAAUCGCAUCGACAUCCGGCAGGUGCUGCCACACCGCUCUGAGUACACACUGCUGCUUAACAACCUGGAGAAUGCCAUUGCCCUUGAUUUCCACCACCGCCGCGAGCUUGUCUUCUGGUCAGAUGUCACCCUGGACCGGAUCCUCCGUGCCAACCUCAACGGCAGCAACGUGGAGGAGGUUGUGUCUACUGGGCUGGAGAGCCCAGGGGGCCUGGCUGUGGAUUGGGUCCAUGACAAACUCUACUGGACCGACUCAGGCACCUCGAGGAUUGAGGUGGCCAAUCUGGAUGGGGCCCACCGGAAAGUGUUGCUGUGGCAGAACCUGGAGAAGCCCCGGGCCAUUGCCUUGCAUCCCAUGGAGGGUACCAUUUACUGGACAGACUGGGGCAACACCCCCCGUAUUGAGGCCUCCAGCAUGGAUGGCUCUGGACGCCGCAUCAUUGCCGAUACCCAUCUCUUCUGGCCCAAUGGCCUCACCAUCGACUAUGCCGGGCGCCGUAUGUACUGGGUGGAUGCUAAGCACCAUGUCAUCGAGAGGGCCAAUCUGGAUGGGAGUCACCGUAAGGCUGUCAUUAGCCAGGGCCUCCCGCAUCCCUUCGCCAUCACAGUGUUUGAAGACAGCCUGUACUGGACAGACUGGCACACCAAGAGCAUCAAUAGCGCUAACAAAUUUACGGGGAAGAACCAGGAAAUCAUUCGCAACAAACUCCACUUCCCUAUGGACAUCCACACCUUGCACCCCCAGCGCCAACCUGCAGGGAAAAACCGCUGUGGGGACAACAACGGAGGCUGCACGCACCUGUGUCUGCCCAGUGGCCAGAACUACACCUGUGCCUGCCCCACUGGCUUCCGCAAGAUCAGCAGCCACGCCUGUGCCCAGAGUCUUGACAAGUUCCUGCUUUUUGCCCGAAGGAUGGACAUCCGUCGAAUCAGCUUUGACACAGAGGACCUGUCUGAUGAUGUCAUCCCACUGGCUGACGUGCGCAGUGCUGUGGCCCUUGACUGGGACUCCCGGGAUGACCACGUGUACUGGACAGAUGUCAGCACUGAUACCAUCAGCAGGGCCAAGUGGGAUGGAACAGGACAGGAGGUGGUAGUGGAUACCAGUUUGGAGAGCCCAGCUGGCCUGGCCAUUGAUUGGGUCACCAACAAACUGUACUGGACAGAUGCAGGUACAGACCGGAUUGAAGUAGCCAACACAGAUGGCAGCAUGAGAACAGUACUCAUCUGGGAGAACCUUGAUCGUCCUCGGGACAUCGUGGUGGAACCCAUGGGCGGGUACAUGUAUUGGACUGACUGGGGUGCGAGCCCCAAGAUUGAACGAGCUGGCAUGGAUGCCUCAGGCCGCCAAGUCAUUAUCUCUUCUAAUCUGACCUGGCCUAAUGGGUUAGCUAUUGAUUAUGGGUCCCAGCGUCUAUACUGGGCUGACGCCGGCAUGAAGACAAUUGAAUUUGCUGGACUGGAUGGCAGUAAGAGGAAGGUGCUGAUUGGAAGCCAGCUCCCCCACCCAUUUGGGCUGACCCUCUAUGGAGAGCGCAUCUAUUGGACUGACUGGCAGACCAAGAGCAUACAGAGCGCUGACCGGCUGACAGGGCUGGACCGGGAGACUCUGCAGGAGAACCUGGAAAACCUAAUGGACAUCCAUGUCUUCCACCGCCGCCGGCCCCCAGUGUCUACACCAUGUGCUAUGGAGAAUGGCGGCUGUAGCCACCUGUGUCUUAGGUCCCCAAAUCCAAGCGGAUUCAGCUGUACCUGCCCCACAGGCAUCAACCUGCUGUCUGAUGGCAAGACCUGCUCACCAGGCAUGAACAGUUUCCUCAUCUUCGCCAGGAGGAUAGACAUUCGCAUGGUCUCCCUGGACAUCCCUUAUUUUGCUGAUGUGGUGGUACCAAUCAACAUUACCAUGAAGAACACCAUUGCCAUUGGAGUAGACCCCCAGGAAGGAAAGGUGUACUGGUCUGACAGCACACUGCACAGGAUCAGUCGUGCCAAUCUGGAUGGCUCACAGCAUGAGGACAUCAUCACCACAGGGCUACAGACCACAGAUGGGCUCGCGGUUGAUGCCAUUGGCCGGAAAGUAUACUGGACAGACACGGGAACAAACCGGAUUGAAGUGGGCAACCUGGACGGGUCCAUGCGGAAAGUGUUGGUGUGGCAGAACCUUGACAGUCCCCGGGCCAUCGUACUGUACCAUGAGAUGGGGUUUAUGUACUGGACAGACUGGGGGGAGAAUGCCAAGUUAGAGCGGUCCGGAAUGGAUGGCUCAGACCGCGCGGUGCUCAUCAACAACAACCUAGGAUGGCCCAAUGGACUGACUGUGGACAAGGCCAGCUCCCAACUGCUAUGGGCCGAUGCCCACACCGAGCGAAUUGAGGCUGCUGACCUGAAUGGUGCCAAUCGGCAUACAUUGGUGUCACCGGUGCAGCACCCAUAUGGCCUCACCCUGCUCGACUCCUAUAUCUACUGGACUGACUGGCAGACUCGGAGCAUCCACCGUGCUGACAAGGGUACUGGCAGCAAUGUCAUCCUCGUGAGGUCCAACCUGCCAGGCCUCAUGGACAUGCAGGCUGUGGACCGGGCACAGCCACUAGGUUUUAACAAGUGCGGCUCGAGAAAUGGCGGCUGCUCCCACCUCUGCUUGCCUCGGCCUUCUGGCUUCUCCUGUGCCUGCCCCACUGGCAUCCAGCUGAAGGGAGAUGGGAAGACCUGUGAUCCCUCUCCUGAGACCUACCUGCUCUUCUCCAGCCGUGGCUCCAUCCGGCGUAUCUCACUGGACACCAGUGACCACACCGAUGUGCAUGUCCCUGUUCCUGAGCUCAACAAUGUCAUCUCCCUGGACUAUGACAGCGUGGAUGGAAAGGUCUAUUACACAGAUGUGUUCCUGGAUGUUAUCAGGCGAGCAGACCUGAACGGCAGCAACAUGGAGACAGUGAUCGGGCGAGGGCUGAAGACCACUGACGGGCUGGCAGUGGACUGGGUGGCCAGGAACCUGUACUGGACAGACACAGGUCGAAAUACCAUUGAGGCGUCCAGGCUGGAUGGUUCCUGCCGCAAAGUACUGAUCAACAAUAGCCUGGAUGAGCCCCGGGCCAUUGCUGUUUUCCCCAGGAAGGGGUACCUCUUCUGGACAGACUGGGGCCACAUUGCCAAGAUCGAACGGGCAAACUUGGAUGGUUCUGAGCGGAAGGUCCUCAUCAACACAGACCUGGGUUGGCCCAAUGGCCUUACCCUGGACUAUGAUACCCGCAGGAUCUACUGGGUGGAUGCGCAUCUGGACCGGAUCGAGAGUGCUGACCUCAAUGGGAAACUGCGGCAGGUCUUGGUCAGCCAUGUGUCCCACCCCUUUGCCCUCACACAGCAAGACAGGUGGAUCUACUGGACAGACUGGCAGACCAAGUCAAUCCAGCGUGUUGACAAAUACUCAGGCCGGAACAAGGAGACAGUGCUGGCAAAUGUGGAAGGACUCAUGGAUAUCAUCGUGGUUUCCCCUCAGCGGCAGACAGGGACCAAUGCCUGUGGUGUGAACAAUGGUGGCUGCACCCACCUCUGCUUUGCCAGAGCCUCGGACUUCGUAUGUGCCUGUCCUGACGAACCUGAUAGCCGGCCCUGCUCCCUUGUGCCUGGCCUGGUACCACCAGCUCCUAGGGCUACUGGCAUGAGUGAAAAGAGCCCAGUGCUACCCAACACACCACCUACCACCUUGUAUUCUUCAACCACCCGGACCCGCACGUCUCUGGAGGAGGUGGAAGGAAGAUGCUCUGAAAGGGAUGCCAGGCUGGGCCUCUGUGCACGUUCCAAUGACGCUGUUCCUGCUGCUCCAGGGGAAGGACUUCAUAUCAGCUACGCCAUUGGUGGACUCCUCAGUAUUCUGCUGAUUUUGGUGGUGAUUGCAGCUUUGAUGCUGUACAGACACAAAAAAUCCAAGUUCACUGAUCCUGGAAUGGGGAACCUCACCUACAGCAACCCCUCCUACCGAACAUCCACACAGGAAGUGAAGAUUGAAGCAAUCCCCAAACCAGCCAUGUACAACCAGCUGUGCUAUAAGAAAGAGCAGCUCUUUCACCCCUCUGAUAGUCUUUCACCUUUUCUCUUCUGAUUUCCUCUUGAUUUCAGGGAGGGCCUGACCAUAACUACACCAAGGAGAAGAUCAAGAUCGUAGAGGGAAUCUGCCUCCUGUCUGGGGAUGAUGCUGAGUGGGAUGACCUCAAGCAACUGCGAAGCUCACGGGGGGGCCUCCUCCGGGAUCAUGUAUGCAUGAAGACAGACACGGUGUCCAUCCAGGCCAGCUCUGGCUCCCUGGAUGACACAGAGACGGAGCAGCUGUUACAGGAAGAGCAGUCUGAGUGUAGCAGCGUCCAUACUGCAGCCACUCCAGAAAGACGAGGCUCUCUGCCAGACACGGGCUGGAAACAUGAACGCAAGCUCUCCUCAGAGAGCCAGGUCUAAAUGCCCACAUUCUCUUCCCUGCCUGCCUGUUCCUUCUCCUUUAUGGACGUCUAGUCCUUGUGCUCGCUUACACCGCAGGCCCCGCUUCUGUGUGCUUGUCCUCCUCCUCCUCCCACCCCAUAACUGUUCCUAAGCCUUCACCGGAGCUGUUUACCACGUGAGUCCAUAACUACCUGUGCACAAGAAAUGAUGGCACAUCACGAGAAUUUAGACCUGGAUUUUACCAUGAACCUCACAUCUUGUACUCCAUCCUGGGCCCCCUGAAACUGCUUAUUCGUGAUUCCUCACCAGCGUAGAGCUCCACCUCCCCUUUCCCCAGUACCCUCAGUGCCUGCUUCUCAGUGCUGAUGCAGCUGAUGACCCAGGACUGCGCUCUGCCCCAUCACAGCCAGCAUGACUGCUUCUCUGAGAGAACUUGCCCAUCAGGGGCUGGGACAUGGGGGUGUGGGUAAAGACAGGGAUGAAGGAUAGAGGCUGAGAGAAGAAGGAAGAAUCAGCCCAGCAGGUAUGGGCAUCUGGGAAACCUCCAGCCUCAAGUGUGUUAGUAACAUGAAAAAGCUUUGGGGGGUAGUUGGAUCUGGGUGUCUGGUCCAUUGCUGGCAGUGGACAUUAUUCUUGCCCUAAGAGACACUGCCUUUUCAGCAGCAGAUACUGGUGAGAUGGGGGUGGCUCAGGCUGUUCUUCCUCCUCCUAGAAUGUCUGGAGCUGUUUCUACAUUCAGAUAACUGGGUCCCCUAUCACAAGGCUACUGGCUAAUAGGAAUUCCCUCCUGGUGCCACCACUGGCCAGUACCUUUCCUAAGUCUUUGCUCAAAUUAACCAGGUUGUGAGCCAGUGGCUUGAGUGAAUGUUAGGCCUUGGGGGCUGAGUCUCUGAAAAGUCUAAGAAGCUCUGCCUAGACCAAAUAUGGUAUACCUCCUGACCCCUCUCUCCCUCAUGUCCUGGGAUUCUGGGGAAGAGACCUAGAAACAAGCUUUCAAAGAAAAACCAGAAGUUGUCAUAAAUGGUCAGAAAGAACGAUCAGGUUGGAGACUUGGGAAACCCAGGGCCUAAAGAGAAGUAUCCAUGAGGGUCAAACUUCCUGUUGAACUUCCUAUGUUCUUUCUCAAGUGCUCAGGGAUCUAAGUUAGUGGACAGCAAGCCUGUGGCUACGGGGUGGUGAUGUUCCUCUUCCAGCUGUCCCCUCAGCUAAGGGGCUUAGUUUCCAUGUGGGAUGCCAUCACUUGGUUCAUGCUCAUUCACACAAAGGGCACGUGUCUCAGCCUGGUAUCAGGGAAAUUGAGACUUAUUUUUGCCCUAAAACGUCUCCCUAGCUGUUCUUCGUGGGGUUUUUUUGUUUGUUUUUUUGCCUAAUUUGCUUUUUCUGACCAAGCCUUGUGGCACCAGCAAUCUCCAAAGUCCUGUGGUGGGAGGGCUGAAUAAAUAAAAAUACAAAGAGGUGGGUAAGGAGUAGGAAGGUAGAGAGCACCACUGAUGAGGCCCUCCUAGCCCAUGGCAGACCCAGACCUCUUCUCCCCCAGGAAUUAGAAGUGGCAGGAGAGAACAACAGGGGCUGGGAAUGGAGGGGAGAAUUUCUAGGGGAAGUUUCCUGAGUUGAAACUUCUCCUGUGGUUACUGGUAUUGAGAAAUCAGCUACCAAAGUGAAAAAGGACAAGAUCAAUUCUUUUCUAGUCAGUUCUAAGACUGCUAGAGAGAGAUACCAGGCCCUUAGCCUUGCUCUCAGUAGCGUCAGCCCCAGUUCUGAGCCUCCCCACAUUACACUUAACAAGCAGUAAAGGAGUGAGCACUUUGGGUCCUUAGACUCACGUCUGGGGAGGAAGAGCAAGUAGAAAAGUGGCAUUUUCUUGAUUGGAAAGGGGGAAGGAUCUUAUUGCACUUGGGCUGUUCAGAAUGUAGAAAGGACAUAUUUGAGGAAGUAUCUAUUUGAGCACUGAUUUACUCUGUAAAAAGCAAAAUCUCUCUGUCCUAAACUAAUGGAAGCGAUUCUCCCAUGCUCAUGUGUAAUGGUUUUAACGUUACUCACUGGAGAGAUUGGACUUUCUGGAGUUAUUUAACCACUAUGUUCAGUAUUUUAGGACUUUAUGAUAAUUUAAUAUAAAUUUAGCUUUUCUUAAUCACCUUGCCUGGCUUGGAGUCAUGACUAAUCCUGCACCUGCUCUGUCUGGCAGACCCAUGCUGUGGAAAACCUGCUUACAGACAUCACUUUUAAGUCCUUUGUGGAUGUGGGCACAGUGAAGAGCAAUAAAGAGUGUGAGGUUCCUGCUGGA